GGUGGACCCAGAGGAUCGUGACGUGUUGAUUGGCCACUGAUCUGGGAUACUGAAAACUAUUUAGUGUACACUGUGAUUGGGUCGCUAAACGCUUGUUAUAUACGUUCCAGAGUUACAUUUAGUGUGUUAAGAAAAGACUUCAUUUGGUUGACUUGUUUGUAGUCGAGCAGUUUGCUGCGGAUUUGUUUGGUCAUCAGGGUUGUGUGUGGUUGUUUCUACUUUUGACUGAGUGAGCAGAAGUGAUCUGAAGUCGGGAUGAAGCUGUACAGUCUGAGCAUCCACCACAAAGGAGCGACCAAAGCAAACCUCCUCAAAGCGGCCUACGACCUCUCCUCCUUCAGCUUCUUUCAGAGAUCCAGUGUUCAAGAGUUUAUGACCUUCACCAGUGCCUUGAUUGUUGAGCGAACGUCACAAGGAAGCCGUGCCUCUGUCAAAGAACAAGAGUACUUGUGCCAUGUGUAUGUAAGAAAUGACAACCUGAGUGCAGUGGUUGUUGCAGAUACUGAAUACCCACAGAGAGUCUGUUUUACAUUGUUAGACAAGGUAUUAGAGGAGUUCUCCAGGCAAGUGGACAGUAUAGAAUGGCCCUCUGGUAGUCCUGAAACCAUAAACUACAAAGCCCUGGAUAUUCACCUUUCUAAAUACCAGAACCCCAGAGAAGCAGAUGCAAUGACCAAAGUUCAGGCAGAGCUCGACGAGACUAAGAUCAUUUUGCACAACACUAUGGAAAGUCUGUUAGAGCGUGGAGAGAAACUGGAUGAUCUUGUGGCAAAAUCCGAGCACCUUGGAAACCAGUCCAAAGCUUUCUACAAGACCGCACGGAAACAGAACUCAUGCUGUGAAAUCAUGUGAUGCCGCUGCCUCGUCCUCGUGGACACACCUCUCUCUGCCUUUCCGCUUUUCCUACAACUCCCAUCAUGCCCCAGCCACCAGCUCUCAGUGCAAGGGACAGAAUGGACUUUGUCUCAUCCAGGAUGGGGCUUCAGGAUAGGAGCAAGAAAGGGUGGAAAGCAGUGAUGGCAAGACGAAGUGCGACCUAUCUGGACUGUGACUGAUGGGGGGGGCUGAAGCAUUGAUGGGGUUUAGUCCGGGGGAAGACGUAACCUUUGAAUUAUUUUUAACCUUUUUAAAAGGGGUUAACAUCUGUGCAGUGUUUUAAUACCAGCUGAGGACAAAACAGUGUGGCGUUGUGCAUUGGUGAUGUGUUGUUGAAACGUCUUCAAACCAUUUAAUUUUCGGAUUCAAUCAAAUCAUAAUAGUUUGCUUUCAACUCCUAACACUUGAAAGAGUAUUAACCAUGGUUGUGCUUUUGCUUCAAGGCAACUCUGACAAUCUCGUAGUCUUAUCUUGUGAAUUGAUAAAAUGCCUGUUUCAGUUUCAUUCUUAAGAAACCCCACUACAUGGCCCUGUUUAUUUACUUUAUUGUUCCAAUGAGCCUCAAUUUUGGGGUCAAGUUUAAAAUCUCUCAGUGUGAGCCAAGGCAGCACAUGGCUGCUCUGAAGUUUGAUUUAAAAUGUUCCAAUGUUCUUUUCGAGACUGGAUUAGGUUACAUGGUUUCUUUGCUUUUUCUCUGUCUUAUAGUGUUAAAAGAAAUCUUAAACAUUCCCGCUUUGGGUGAGUGUGUUAUUGAGUGAUGAUGCCUCUUUAAGCUGAGUGAGAGGAUCGAUGAUUCUUCAUAUAUGCAGCCUUAUUGCAAUGUCGCUAACAUGUCACCCCUCACAGUCCUGUUUUAACAUUAUCUGGUGUCAUGAGAAGUUCUGGCCUUCAAAGCUGUUCUUUUACUCUGUGUACUGUAGCUCUGCUUUCCACUCUGAUAGCCACCUCACACGAUGAUUCAUACGAAGGGUUUUAAAGGACAAAGACCCACCUAGAGCUCUGGAGUCUAGUCCAGGGUUCAGAUGUACCUAAACCUGAGAACCUGGAUAUAUCUAACCAGCUUUUAGAGAGUCGGUGAUUCUGGAAAACCUCAGGUGCUGCUAGUUUCUCCUUAAAUGGUUUUGAAAAGAGAGCACACACAUUCUGAGUGAUGUUAUAAAUUAAUUGAAUUCACAUACUUGGCUUAUGUAAGACACUCCACAACAGCUGACUCGUUUUACUGUCAGCACUGUUUCUUUGUAUUCCGGGGUGGAGAGAAUGAUCUUUCUUCAGGAGCUGAGGAUCGGUGGACGAUAAAGAGAUGCCUUCAGUUGUGUACAUUAGAUGUUUCUCUGCUCGCUUUCUGCUGUGUGUGUAUGUGUGUGCGUAUGAUUUGCUGAUAUACAACAUCUGCAGGCUGCGUUGAUGUUGAGUGCCUGUGUGUGAGGAUUACUGUGUGUUUGUUGUGCGUUACCUGAACUGCUCUUUCUGCUUUUACAGUGUAAAAUUGUGUGCAAUAUCUCUGCAGACUGUUGGUGUGUGUCCCUCUCUCUUUAAAAAUCGGGAGAAUCAAUGGAAAUAUAUUGACCGUUGUAUAUUCAAUUCUCAUAAAUAAUUCCCAUUUGAAGUGUGUCAAAGGUUGUAUUUGACAUUUGUUAAAUUUCUUCUCCAAAUUUACACUUCAUGUACUGGAUUUUAGAAUUGGUCAAAUCUAUGAGGUUAAGCUGUAGCUAUUUGCAGGUCAGGUCAUACUGACCAGUGUGUCUUAAACAGUCUGCAUUAAUUGUUUGGAUUGAGAUGUUGUCUGCAAACUUAAAACAACAAUAUCAGAUAAUAAACUGUUCUUUUCUGUCCGUAUUAACA
Labrus bergylta (ballan wrasse) is the source of this 2718-nucleotide messenger RNA. RefSeq names its product YKT6 v-SNARE homolog (S. cerevisiae) (gene ykt6). Gene Ontology annotation, molecular function: SNAP receptor activity. Lineage: Eukaryota; Metazoa; Chordata; Actinopteri; Labriformes; Labridae. Gene Ontology annotation, biological process: endoplasmic reticulum to Golgi vesicle-mediated transport. Gene Ontology annotation, cellular component: Golgi apparatus. The record is from RefSeq and is a predicted model, not a curated record.